Messenger RNA from Serpula lacrymans var. lacrymans S7.9, 1265 nucleotides. RefSeq lists its product as uncharacterized. Lineage: Eukaryota; Fungi; Basidiomycota; Agaricomycetes; Boletales; Serpulaceae. The record is from RefSeq and is a predicted model, not a curated record. Bases 190 to 804 code for a protein of 204 amino acids. The transcript has 2 exons.
GGAAGACGUCAAUACUGACGUGAGUCAUCGCUUCGGCAACUUACUCCAGACCUAGACCCUUUACUUUUUUGAGACACAUAUAUAGGGCACCCGGUUCGUUCUCUCCUCGUCCCCACCUUAUUAUUCCCUCUUCACCACUGCCAUAUCGCUCCUCGCCUCCAGGCUGAGACUCUCCCUUUUCAUUCAUAUAUGUUAGCCUUUCAGUCUCAGUCUUAUCCUUUCGCGCCUGCAAGCCAGGGCUCUCCCGACUUUUAUUCAUCCUUGGCCACCGACUUCUCCUCCUAUAUCACUCCUAUCCCUGCUCCCCCCUACGAUAUGCGUGGCAGGCAGGCCCAAUACACAGAGUCUGCAUCUCAACGUCGCGAGCGGGUCGAAUUUCUGCGCAAGCGUGAGUGGGCGCGGCGCGUUGCUGAGUGGAUACGCGAAACCAGUGCACGCCAGGAUGUGCUGUCUUUUGGCCGUUCUGGCCCCCUCGCCACACCUUUCGGCCAGGACCUUGAUAGCCCAAGGCUCUCGUCCUCCUCCACCUCGUCUUUGCCACUUUCCCGCGACUCGUCUGAUGACGAUGAUGAACCAUAUGUUAUAUAUAGCUCAUCACCUUCGUCCUCCAUGUCCUCACUUUCCGAUGAUACACCCGUCUAUCAGACCUCGAGCAUCCAUAACUUACACAGUGGUUUGAAUACCCAGUCCUACCAAACACCCCCAGCGGUACAGAAAAGCCAUCGCAGACGCAGAAGUGGUCAGCGCACUCCCGGACGUAAAUCUUCGUUGUCCAGCAUCUACGAAGUUCCUGAGGAGGACUAGAGACCCAGCAAGUUAACGGUUCAAUCAUUGGCAUUUGGUCGUGCGUUGUGGCGGCGAUUUAUUAAAGAUGCGGUGCAUUCGCCAUGCUCUUAAGCACUGCCAAGGCGGGCUUUGACAGAUCGCUUUGUACACAGCACCGCAUCGUCGCAGCCGUGGCGCGUCGUAAAGCUCUCGACAUGCCUCGAAGGUUCAUCAUGGCUCCAUUUGACUCGGUGCCGCGUUAACCCUCGGGGUAUCAAUGCAUAUUAUUCAUCUUCAAAAGUUGUCAUCAACGAUGACUAUUUAGUUAUACCAUCUCUUUUGCUGGCAUACCCGGUUCUCAUGAUAUCGUGAUAUGGACUUUGGUGCUAACUUAUCCUACUAGUGAUACAUAGUUAUUGACUAGCUAAUCUAUGUAGCAUUUACUUGUACAAUUUAUUGGUGUAACAUCUUGAAUAUAUUCAUCUUUCUUAAAAGUUUAA